CCCGCGCGCGGCGGGCGGGUGCCCGGUGCGCCUGCGCAGUAGGCGGCGGCGGCGGCAGGGGGAGGUGGAGGCCGUGGAGAGGCAGCGGCAGCAGCGGGUCCCGGGACUGAGGCAGCAGCGGGGGCGGCGGCAGGCGGAAGCUGAGGUGACGAAGGCAGCGGCGGCGGCGGCCGUUUCCCUCACGGUGGCGGAGACCAAGGCGGCGGCGGCGGCGGCGGACGGGGAGCGGCCCGGCCCCGGCCCCCUGCUCGUUGGCUGUGGCAGGGCCGCGGUGGGGCCGACCCGGCUCCCGCCCCCCGCGGCUCCCCCUCCGGCUCCUCCCCCGGGGAGACGCCGGGGGCCUGGCCCGGCCCGGACUCAGACCGCCGCUGCAGCCGCCGCCGGGGCAGUCGGAGGCGGCGGCGGCGGCGCCAUGGGCGGCCUGGCCUCCGGGGGGGACGUGGAGCCGGGACUGCCCGUCGAGGUGCGCGGCUCCAACGGGGCCUUCUACAAGGGCUUUGUGAAGGAUGUCCAUGAAGACUCUGUUACCAUCUACUUUGAAAACAACUGGCAGAGUGAGAGGCAGAUUCCUUUUGGGGAUGUCCGGCUACCACCUCCAGCUGACUAUAAUAAAGAGAUCACAGAAGGGGAUGAGGUGGAGGUAUAUUCUCGAGCCAACGAGCAGGAACCUUGCGGCUGGUGGCUGGCCCGGGUGCGGAUGAUGAAGGGAGAUGUGAGUGAUGGGAGGCCCGCGUCCCAGUCAACGAAAGCGGGGAGGCAGACGCUCCGGUCGUCCACACUUGUUCCUUCCCUUCUUUCUUUCUGCCAGUUCUAUGUCAUCGAAUAUGCUGCGUGCGAUGCCACUUACAACGAGAUCGUGACCCUGGAGCGGCUCCGGCCAGUGAAUCCCAGUCCCCUUGCAACCAAAGGCAGCUUCUUCAAGGUUACCAUGGCUGUGCCUGAGGAUCUGAGAGAAGCCUGCUCCAAUGAAAACGUCCAUAAAGAGUUCAAGAAAGCAUUGGGAGCGAACUGCAUCUUUCUCAACAUCACAAAUAGUGAGCUCUUCAUUCUGUCGACCACAGAAGCUCCUGUGAAGCGGGCAUCCCUGCUGGGUGACAUGCAUUUCCGAAGCCUGCGCACCAAACUGCUACUCAUGUCCCGCAAUGAAGAAGCUACCAAGCACCUAGAGACAAGUAAGCAGUUGGCAGCCGCCUUCCAGGAGGAGUUCACCGUGCGAGAAGACCUGAUGGGACUGGCCAUUGGGACUCACGGUGCCAACAUCCAGCAGGCCCGAAAAGUACCCGGGGUGACGGCCAUCGAGCUGGGUGAAGAGACCUGCACUUUCCGCAUCUAUGGGGAGACUCCUGAGGCGUGCCGACAGGCCCGGAGCUACCUUGAGUUUUCGGAGGACUCCGUGCAGGUGCCCAGGAACCUUGUUGGCAAAGUGAUUGGAAAGAACGGGAAAGUGAUCCAGGAGAUUGUGGAUAAAUCUGGUGUGGUGAGGGUUCGAGUAGAAGGUGAUAAUGACAAGAAGAACCCCAGGGAGGAGGGGAUGGUUCCUUUCAUAUUCGUGGGUACCCGGGAGAGUAUUAGCAACGCCCAGGCCCUGCUGGAAUACCACCUCUCCUACCUGCAGGAGGUGGAGCAGCUUCGCUUGGAGCGGCUGCAGAUUGAUGAGCAGCUUCGGCAGAUAGGGCUGGGCUUCCGCCCUCCCGGGAGUGGGCGGGGCAGCGGUGGCAGCGACAAGGCCGGAUACACCACGGAUGAGAGCUCCUCGUCCUCCCUCCACACUACACGGACCUACGGGGGCAGCUAUGGGGGCCGAGGCCGGGGCCGGAGGACGGGCGGUCCCGCCUAUGGCCCCAGCUCGGACCCAUCCACAGCUUCUGAGACCGAGUCAGAGAAGAGGGAGGAGCCCAACCGAGCUGGGCCAGGUGACCGGGAUCCCCCGACCCGGGGGGAAGAAAGCCGGAGGCGGCCGAUUGGGGGCCGGGGUAGGGGACCCCCACCUGCCCCCCGGCCCACCACGAGAUACAACGCUUCAUCUAUCAGCUCAGUGCUGAAAGAUCCAGACAGUAAUCCCUAUAGCCUACUGGACACAUCUGAACCAGAGCCCCCAGUUGACUCAGAGCCUGGGGAACCCCCCCCAGCAAGUGCCAGGCGCCGCCGCUCCCGCCGCCGCCGCACGGAUGAGGACCGGACUGUCAUGGAUGGAGGCCUGGAAUCUGAUGGGCCCAGCAUGACAGAGAACGGUCUGGAAGAUGAGUCGAGACCCCAGCGUCGGAACCGGAGCCGCCGCCGCCGUAAUCGUGGGAACCGGACGGAUGGUUCCAUCAGUGGAGACCGUCAGCCAGUGACCGUGGCGGACUAUAUCUCCCGAGCCGAGUCGCAGAGCCGCCAGCGGCCCCCCCUGGAACGCACUAAAGCCUCAGAGGACUCUCUUCCAGGACAGAAGGGCGACUCUGUCAGCAAGCUUCCUAAGGGCCCCUCAGAGAACGGGGAGCUCUCUGCCCCCUUGGAGUUGGGUAGUUUGAUGAACGGGGUUUCAUAAAACCUCCAGCCCGCAUCCCUCCCUUCUCCAUCUCGCUUGCUGCCCAACACCAUGGCCCUCCCAGGCCCGACUGACCUGCGCUGGAGCUGCUCUUAUCUAGGGGGGAGGGGGGUGGCACAGCAGCUUGGGUCCCCCCUCAAUCUCCAGGAGCUAGUGGAGGGGUGUGUAACAGGGUCAUACCCCCUCCCUCUUGUCCGCCCUUCCCCCAGGGUGAGGGGAGCCUCUCUCCUUCCCCAUCAGACUGGAUGUGCCUUUAUCCUCUAAUGCCCCGAUCUCUCUGAACACCCCCAUUCUCCGCCUGCUGGUGCGGGGUGCUCCUUGACCCACCCAGAUUUGACAGUUCAGGGGGGCUCCCCUGCUAUCCCUCCUCCCAUCCUGUACCCCCCAUUUCUGGGGCCUCAUCACUGUGGAAGACGGGGAUAGUAAGGGUAUAAGUGGGUGGGAGGCAUGGGGAAGGUUUUGGAGUAGAACCAGGGGUGUGUAUGAAGGGGGGUGACAAGGUCCCCCGGGGGAGGGGGGGACCAACCUUGUCUGGUGGUUGAGAAGGCGUAUUUAUUUUUCACUGUACAGUAUUUAAAAAGAGAAUAAAAAAAUCCAAAUGGC
Zalophus californianus (California sea lion) is the source of this 3133-nucleotide messenger RNA. It is a transcript of the gene FXR2, whose product is annotated as FMR1 autosomal homolog 2. Gene Ontology annotation, cellular component: axon; dendritic spine neck; dendritic spine. Bases 413 to 2530 code for a protein of 705 amino acids. Gene Ontology annotation, biological process: regulation of dendrite morphogenesis; anterograde axonal transport; negative regulation of translation. NCBI's taxonomy places the organism in Eukaryota, Metazoa, Chordata, Mammalia, Carnivora, Otariidae. The transcript has 16 exons. Gene Ontology annotation, molecular function: mRNA 3'-UTR binding; translation regulator activity; protein homodimerization activity. The record is from RefSeq and is a predicted model, not a curated record.